AUGAUGUUCCGGGACCAGGUGGGCAUCCUUGCUGGCUGGUUCAAAGGUUGGAAUGAAUGUGAGCAGACGGUGGCCCUGCUGUCUCUCCUCAAGCGCAUCUCUCGCACUCAAGCCCGCUUUCUGCAGCUGUGCCUGGAGCACUCGUUGGCAGAUUGCACAGAGAUCCACGUUCUGGAGUCAGAGGCCAACAGUGCGGGUAAGUCAGCUCUUUUUUCCCUCUGGAACUUACGUCUAACAUCCUCACAGUCCGAAUGGAUUCAGACCAUCUGCUUAUGUGGCAAUAUUGCCACGGGUCCUUAAUUGGGUUGGGCACGCUCUGGUCACUCACCUCCAAAAGGGUUUUGUAGAGAUGGGAAAGGUUCAGAGAAGGGUAACCAAAAUGAUUGAGGGGCAGAACGAUGAAGAAAGGUGUUGCCAGCCAGAUGGUGAUGUUACGCGCUAAACCAGGUGUUCAGGCAUCUCUGCUUCCUCGUGAAAGGUGAGUUACCUAUCACAAAACGCGCCUGGCUAAUUUCGAACACUGAUCACCUGGUAUUCAUGUGAGCACGGCUCCAGUUAGCUGUGGUGUCUCAGAGCUGCUGUUUAGCAGAUUCACAAAGAAGAGUUCCAGUUUUUCAGAAAAUUCCUAAUGGCCGUUUCGAAGCAGCGAAUUCCAUAGAUUAAUUGUGUGUUAUGUUGUGUUAAAAGUACUUCUGACCUGUCUCAACCUAUUGCCAGUCGUUUUUUAUCGGGUGACUCGGCAUUCUGAUAUUAAAGGAGGAGAUAAAAUUAUGAAUCCAUUCCUUAUUCAUGAAGCUCUGUGAUUCAUCCCCUCGCACCACUUCGCACACUGUGAUAGAUAGAAGACCUGCGUUUGCCCAGAGCAUAUGGUUUAGCUGCAGCUAAUUCCGGCUCUGUGAGUGGGCCUCUCCGGUACACAUGUUUGCAAAUGCACGUUCUCCCUGAUUCACACUUCGCAUUUAAGUGCUCGCCUAAAAAUUGCAAAUGGGUCAAGGAGCUCCCCCCCCCCCCCAGUUUACUCGUGACUGAACACUGAGGAAAAGUAGACCUCCUAUAACUAAUCUCGGAUAAUUUGCAGAUUAGGAGUGCAUAAUGCAUGCACUUUGGGGGUGAUCAGCCCGCGGCAUCUGCCUCCUUUUGCCGAACGCCUGAUAAGGACCAAGUGUCCUCACAAGUUCGGCUGGAUCUUGCUAAGCUGUGAGAACUCCAUGCCACUCAGUUAAGCUCCAUUCCCCAAGCACACGCACCCCCUUCACCACCCCCACCCUUGCAACUGACACACACAAGCGCCUCCCUUUUAUCUGUGAGGCAAAAUGCAACUCCUACAGCUCUCUAAUAAUAGUGUAGCCCAAGAUUAAGGCAAAAGGGAGAAAUGAGGUUGAAUUCACCGAAUCUCUUUCGGAGGCUUCUGACAUAAAGCCAGGAGACAACUCGGAACACCCUCAAUUUACCUUCUCCCCCCAAGAGAAAGCCCUCCAGAUGCUUUGGACUACAACUCCCAGCAGCCCCAGCCAGGUGGCUACUGGGAGCUGUAGUUGGAAACAUUUGGAGGGCUUCGACUUGGGGAAGGUGGUCCCAAAGAAGAGCCUGCUUUUCCUGCAAGUUCUGAAAAUCUUGGAAGCCUGCUCCGAAGUAACCGAGAGCAGGGCUUUUACUGUAGCUGCUCCUGUUCUGUGGAACGGCAUCUCUGUCUGCACCAGGCACCCCCAAACUCAGCCCUCCAGAUGUUUUGGGACUACAACUUCCAUCAUCCCUAGCUAACAGGUCAGGGAUGAUGGGAAUUGUAGUCCCAAAACAUCUGGAGGACUGAGUUUGGGGAUGCCUGGUCUACAUACUCCAGAAACAAUUGAAGGUGCUUUCGUUCAAAUAUAAGGAUGUAAGAUGAGCCUGCAGGAUCAGGCCAAUGGCCUAACUAGUUCAGCAUCCUGUUCUCACAGUGGCCAACCAGAUGCCCCAUUGGGGUGCACACUGGCAAGACCCUGGCACUCUUUCCUCACCUGUGGCUUCCAGCAUCACUGUCUGAAAAACACCACAGUGGUGCUAUGUAAAUUGAUUCAUUCGUUCGUUUUUUAUUUGUAUGCUGCCUUUCCACACACGGAAAAAAUUGUGCUCAAAGCAGCUUACAACAAAGAAAAACAGGAAUGCAUUUCAAACAAACACUACGAAAACUUAUUACAGGCAGCCACUUGUUCAGUAUGAUUGUGAUUGUGUGUAUUGUGCUGAACCCAGAUGUGACCCGGAAACGUCAUAAAGAUGUCACUGAAAGGGAGGGUGCAGAACGGGGUGUUUGCAGGCUAUUUCAAUGGGUUUCAGUUAUAAACAAUUUUACCGAUGUGCUCAGUGCCUCGGAACAUAACCCCUGCGUAAACAGGGGGCUGCCUGUAUUAUUAUGGUUUUCUUUAUUAAAUUUGUAUACUAUCCUCAGGGCAGUUCACAACACAAAAUUAUAAUAACCAAUUUUACAAUAGCACAGCAAAACAAAAAUAUAAUAACUUAAAAACCCCCACAUUUUAGUACAGUGGUACCUCUGGAUAGGCAUACCUCCGGUUGCAUAUCCUUCAGGAUGCGAACGCGGCUAACCCGGAAGUAUUUUUCCGGGUUUCGCCGCGCACACAUGUGCAGAAGCGAUCCCUCCGGUUGCGGAAACCUCAUUAUCUGACCAGAGCUCCGGAACAGAUCCCGUCCGCAACUGGAGGUACCACUGUACCUUAAAUGUAACCGGAAUGAUUAAACAACAUGCAGCAUUCAAUAGCAAAAAAUAAUAAGGGAGCUUCACAGUUUCUCCUUAGUCCUAGAGCAACUGAUGUUGCUCAGUGUCCUUCUCCCGCAGCUGCUUGCAAGGCUUCCAAGGGCAAGAGGUGGGGUGGGGUGGCUUUAAACGCCCCUCCCAUGAUGCCCCCUGAGCUAAGCCAUCAGGCUAUCUUGGUGUGGAGGGUCUUGCUUCAAUUCACAGAGGCUUACACUGGAGUGCCUGGAAGUGGCUCGUCAUUGUUGUUUAUUUACCGUAUUUUUCGCUCUAUAAGACGCACCAGACCACAAGACGCACCUAGUUUUUGGAGGAGGAAAACAAGAAAAAAAAUAUUCUGAAUCUCAGAAGCCAUAACAGCAAGAGGGAUCGCUGCGCAGUGAAAGCAGAGACUUCCGGGGAGGCGCCUCCGGCAAUGGCUGGAUUCCUCUGAUCGGGAGGAAUCAGCUCCGUGGAAAUCUGGGUCUGGCCGCCACGGCGAAGGCGGAGACCCGUUAAAAAUCACAGGCGGGAGAAGCCUGUGAGCGUGGGAUUCGGUGGGCACCUUUUGCGCCUCCCCCACUCGCGGGGAAACCCGGUUUCGGGGAUCCGGAGCGACGUGGGGUGAGCGGUGCGGUGCUUCGAAUCAUCUGCUUCUUCCACGGAGCGAAGCCGCAUAGCUGUUGUCGGAGAGCGCUGACUUUUUCCUGUGGACAAUUUGACUCUAAAGUAACUACCCGUGAGUAGAGCUUAAUUGGGAAAAUUGGAUUUUUUUUAAAAAAACACGUCUAAUUUGGCAUCGAAACGGGGAAGGUUCAAUACAGGAAGUCCGCCUUCCUCUUUUGUAAAUAGACUGAAGCAACUGAGGCUGCAAGCUGAAGUCUUGGAAAGCCUUUUGUAAAAGACUAAAUUUCCAUAAGUAAAGAAUAUAAUCCCCCCCCUUGGAGGCAGGAGAAGAGGGGGGAGGGAAGUUGUCAACUGAGUUUGCCUGCGGAAGAGACCAAGAGAGGUAAAACACCGCCGCUCGGACCCUGGGAACGGGCUGCUAGAAGGUCCGACGUUUUGGUGAGACGUUUAUUGACAGUGCUUGGAUCGUGUUGACAGCUAGCAUAAGAGAAGAUACAUUGUUUCUACUGUUUCCAGCAGUGAAAGUAACUGAAAAUUGAAAUUAGUUUUGGGUCGUUUGAACUGUGCUUUAAGAGGAUAUUACUUAUCAAUACAAAUAGAAACUGUUUACAACUAGUGGAAGUUCUUGAAACUGGCGGCUACAUAAGAUCUGGGCUGGGAAAUUUCCAGUUGUAAGAUAAAAACCGUGAGACUGUGAGUUGACCUAGAAUCUAUUGAGUGUUAUGGCAGAUGAGAAAGACGGAAUGUCGCCAGAAGAGGCCUUAGUGAUUGUACUAGUGAAAAUAAAUGAUUCGCUGGAACAGCUUCACAAGAAAAUGGAUGUGAUAAAUAUGAAAGUGGAUGCUGCAAAUAUUAAAAUUGAUUUAAUGGUAGAAAGUCUAAAUAACCUGGGACAAAAGGUGAAUAUCAAUACAGAAACCACCCAGAAAUUGAUACAGGAAUCUAUCCUGAUACGGCAAACAGCGGAUGAAGUUAAGGAGAAAACCCUCGCUGCUGAAGGUAAAGUAAUUCAACUGGAGAGAGAGAGAGUCCCAUCCAUACAAGGACGAUUUGAUGAAUACGAGCUGACACCUGAUAUGUCUGAACUUAAAGAGAAACAGAUGAAAUUGAGGAUCAGAGCCCUACCUGAGGAAAAGGAAACCCUGAUAGAGUUUCAGGAGGAGAUAGGACUAACAUUGGUUGAGAAAGAGAGGUAUUGGGGGGUUAGUAUGACCGCCAGAAAUGUGAAUUUAUUCAAGGGCAACUGUGAAGGACGUUGGCUUGAAGAGAAGGGGGAUUUGGAAAUAGGGCUAAAUUGGAAGUUGCUAUUGUUGGGCCGGGUUGCUGUGGUGGGGACGAGGGUUGUGGUGAGGUCGGGGAUGUUGCUUUUGUUUCAAACAUUGCAAGUUUUGGAUGGGAGGGAUUGUUUCAGGAGGUGGCAGAGGGAUGUCUCUAGAUCUGUAUGGCAGGGCAGGAAGCCUCGAGUAAAAUUUAAGAUAUUAACGGAUGCUAAAGAAGGAGGUGGACUUGCCCUGCCAGACCCCUAAAUUUUAUUGUGAAUCAUCUGCUUUUUGCUGGUUGAGAGAAUCGGCAGAAUCCGAGACCAGGGAGAAGAGCUGGUGGAAGAAGACUGGAAGUUUAAAGACUAUUUAUAGAAAUACUGCAAAAUUAAUGAAUGUUAGAACAAAGUGGGAAUGAAGUUAUAUGGCUUUAGCAGAAAUGUUAUAAGGAAUUAAGUAUAAAUAGAUUAAUUGAGCAUUAAAGGGAAUAAAAUAAGGUUAGAAUGUGUUAAGAUAAUUAUAGGAUAGAAAACAGAGGAAGAUGGAAAGGAAUUGCUGAAAUAAUUAAUUGAUGUGGAAUACAAAAAGGGAGGUGUGAGGAAGUCGUGGAAAUAAGCGAAUGAAAGAUAUGACAUUGAAAUUGUUUAAAAUGGUCUUUGUUUUGUUUUAUUUGUCUUGCAUUGUAUUGUGUUGUUUUUUGUUUGUUGUUUCUUUUUGCUUCUUUGCUUUGUUUAACUCUUUUUCUUUUUUUUGUAACUUUUAAACUCUUAAUAAAUAUUUUAUUUUUUUUUUAAAAAGAAAGCAGCAAUCCCUCUUGCUGUUCUGGCUUCUGGGAUAGCUGCGCAGCCUGCAUUCGCUCCAUAAGACGCACACACAUUUCCCCUUACUUUUUAGGAGGGAAAAAGUGAGUCUUACAGAGCAAAAAAUACAGUAAUUUGUAUACCGCCCUAUACUGCAGGUCUUAGGGCGGUUCACAGGCUAAAAUUGAAAUUGAAAAAAUUGAAAUACUUUAUUGUCACCUGUACACUUGUAUACAUUGAGAUUACACGAGCACCCCCUCCCACUCAGCUCUCUUAGUCUUAAUUUCCCUCGUUUACUGACGCACACCCACCAAACCCGUUGCCUUGUUGUUAUCUUUUCAUUCAGCAGCCUAACAGCCCACGGAUAGAAGCUGUUCUUUACCCUGUUGGUGCGACUAAUCAUGCUUCUAUAUCUUCUUCCUGAGGGCAGGAGAUCAAGAAAGCUAAAAUCAGAAUAUAAAACCACAAAGUACAUUUAUCAAUUCAUUUCUUGGAAAUGAUAUAUAAUGAAAUGAAAAGGAUGUUUAAAGUAACCUUUGUUAAAAAAAACCAGCAACCAGAAGCUUUUCUUUUGGGAAUUAAAGGGACAGAACUACCUAAAAUGUAUAGAAACGAUAGAAACUUAUUCAUGUAUGCAACUACAGCAGCAAGAAUGUUACUGGCCCCAAAAUGGAAAGAAGCAGAAGUCCCAGUAAAGGAAGAAUGGAUACAGUGGAAUAUGCAGAAAUGGCGAAAGUUACCGAAAAAUCAAGAUAACAGUUUUUUUAAUAAACGAAUGGAAAUGGUUUAUUGAAUAUUUACAGAUAAAUUAGAAACAGAUAAAAACAUUGACAGGGUCAUUGUAGCAACCUGCAAUUUUAUAAGAGUGUAUAUUUAAAGAAGAUGAAUAAUUGAAUAAAUUAAGUUAAUUUGGAUAUGCAGAAGAUAAUAAAAAGUUUAAGGAACCGCAGAAAGGGGGGGGUGGAAGUCAAGUUUUGAAAUGUCAAAAUGAGUGAAAUGUAUAAAACUAGCAAAAUGUAUAAACUUGCAAAGUAUAAAUAAAUAAAAUGGAGCAAAGCACAUAAUCAAAAUGAAAACAGCAAUGACCCCCCCAACACAUUUUAAGAGGGCAUAGGAUGUCAAUCAAAUCAACCGAAAUCAGUCCAUCUUCCCCAGCAGCACCAGAUAUUCUCUUGACUUGCCUCUCUCUCUUACCCCAACAGCUGUCAUCAGUCAGUGGCACCAAGAGCCCAAGGACAAAGUAGUCUCCCUGCUCCUCUCCCACCUGCCUCUCCUCCAGCCUGGCAACACGGACGCCAAGUCCGAGUACAUGAAGCUCUUGCAGAAGGUGCUGGCCUACUCCAUUGAGAGCAACCUCUUCAUCGAGGAGAGCCGGCAGCUCCUCUCCUAUGCCCUCAUCCACCCGGCCACCACGCUGGACGACCGCAACUCCCUGGCCCUGUGGCUCAACCACCUGGAGGAACGCCUCUCCAGCGGCUACUCCGGCCAGAGCAGGGGGCGGCCCGACACGGCCUACCACUCGCGCCAGGGCUCAGACGAGUGGCAGGGCCCCGUGGACACGGGCCUCGGAGACCUGGGGCACGGCUGGCAGGAGAAGCCGCCGCGGGAAAAUGGGCACAUGUCCUUCCAUUCCUCUGGAUCCGUGCCGUCGGCCAUCAACAGUAUCGGGAGCAACGCAAACACAGGUGCGGAAGGCAGGGCAGAGGGGUGAGGAGGGUCGGCGAAACAGGCGCCAUCUUGCUUGGGAGGGUGAUGGUGGGAGUGUUUUCCUGCAGGGAGGAGGGGAUCCUCAAAUGGGUUGGCCCUCUUGCUUGAUCCCCUAGGUCCUUCUGCAAAAAAAUUAACAUCUAAAAUCUAUCUCUUGGUACAUAGAAGACAUUCCUAAUUCACUAAGGUAGGUUCUUCCCUCAGGAGCAGCCUUUCUGGGAGAAUAUCUCUGCUGCUUUAAAAGGUUGCCCCUGGAAGGAGUUAACCAAUUCUGAUUAGCUUAGUAUUUCCCAAUUUUUGGUGAAAUGGCUUGGAAAUAAACUGAGCUAUCUGUCUCGAGCCAGAGGGAGCUCUCUCAUCUCUGGGAGGAAUCUGUCUGUUGAUAUCAAAAGCUGUGUGUCUUGCUUUCCUAUCCUCAUGCCAGAGCUAAGAAAACAUUUCAGAUUUGUAGGCACUGCUGCAAAGGACUGUGCGAAACUUCUUUGCUUGGAUGAUCCUUGAUGCCUAGUCAGCCAGUUGGGUUGUUCCAGUUCCUUGCCUGAACAUUAUUAUUAUUAUUAUUAUUGUUAUUAAAUGUAUUAGUUGCUUGUUUUGCCAUGUCAACUCAAAGCAACUUACCAGAAAAGAAAAUACAUGAAAACAUUCCACCUACUCUAAAAGACCAUAGACAGUUGAAAACCAAAGGCCUGGUUAAAAAGUAAUGAAUUUGCCUGGUGCCUGAAUACAUUAUUAUUAUUAUUAUUAUUAUUAUUAUUAUUAUUAUACCCCACCUAUCUGGGUGGCUUCCAGCAGAUAUGAAAACAUCAGACAUUAAAAACUUCCCUAUACAGGUCUGCCUUCAGAUGUCUUCUGAAAGACGUAUAGUUGUUUAUCUCUGACAUCUGGCAGGAGGGUAUUCCACAGGGCAGCACCACUACCGAGAAGGCCCUCUGCCUGGUUCCCCAUAACCUCAACUCAGUGUCCAUGCUGGAUGAUGGGGUGAACACGCUCCUUCAGAUAUACAGGGCCGAAGCCAUUUAGGGCAACACUUUGAAUUGUGCUCGAUAUACAUUGAUGGUACCAGGUGAGCUUCCCGGGGGAGAGCAUUCCACAAAUGGGGAGCCACCACUGAAAAGCUGUUGCCACCCUCCGAACCUCCCGUAUAGGGGGCACACGAAGAAGGACCUCAGAAGACAAAUUGGUGGUUCUCGGUGUAUUCCUGCUCAAACUUCCUUCCAGUCAGGUUCACCGAAUGAACCUACAUUCUGGGUAGUACAGCCACUCGACAGGUUCAGAAUUUGUAAACUUUCCUUCGUUCUGAAAUCUCUCCUAAGCUUCUGAAGCCUUCCUGAUGAUUUUGCAGCCGAGUGUGGGGCCAUUGUCGGCAGGUCCUAAACAUCUCUUCCCUCCUUCCAGCUCUCCCCUGCCAAAUCCACCCCAGCCCGCUGAAGCGCUCCAUGUCCCUCAUCCCCACCAGCCAGCAGGUCCCCAGCGAGUGGAUGAGCGUGGACGAGAUGGGCGCCCGGCCAGCCUUCAUCCCCGGCGGGGAGCACGCUCCCCUCUCCCCCCAGAGCAGUGUGGCCUCAUCGGGCAGCGAGCAGACGGAGGAGCAGUCUGGCAGCCGAAACACCUUCCAGGAGGAGGGGAGCGGCAUGAAAGGUACUUCGGGAGGGUGAGGGUGCGGCUGGACUCGACAGCCACUUUGGUGGACUGGGGUUCUGUCCUCCUGGGUCAGAGGCUGGUCUCAAAGAUGAAUGCCGGUCCCCAAACCACAGGAAACCCCGUUCUACCAAAUUGGCUUGAUUCGAUUUAAUAUUUGUAUUCUGCUUUUCCAACAGCAAAUGUUGAGCUCAAAGCGGCUCACAACAAUCGCCGUAGCAUUAAAAACAUUGCAGCCGCUGUAAUAUCAAACACAGGAACAUAGAAAUAGAGCCAAACCGGUAGAGCAUGAGACACUCAGGCUCGUGGGUUUGAGCCCCAUGUUGGGCAAAGGACUCCUCCAUUGCCGGGGGUUGGACUGGAUGACCUUUGUGGUCCCUUCCAGCGCUACAGUUCUGCAAUUCUUACAAAAUCAUCAAAACAAUGCAGUUAUAGUAAUUCAAAAUAUCGGAAAGAGCUGCUGAGCACCAGCCCUGAUAACGGGAUUUGAGGAUUCUGCAAAAGGAGUCCUCAGAUGUGUAUGUGUAGCUGCAUCUUUGAGCAGUCCAUUUCCCCCCCUCAAACUUUGUAAAAUGGCACAAAUGCCCAUUCUCUUCAGUCCCUCUUGGCUUGCCAUGUUCUCAUGCCCAGGAAGCUCUGGAGGAAUCAGUUGCCUGGCCUGUGUAUUUGUGUGUGAGAGAGAGUUAAAUACAGACACACCUCUUGCCUGUUCAGCCCCAGGUCGAGGCAGCUGAGUCUGCAGCAGUCAGAGACUUGAUUGUCCCAUUGGGAGUCGCGAACAUGCUUAGCCUUGGCCCCUCCUGUAGACCCUGUUACCUGGGAAACGUCCUUUUGUUUAAAAGACACUGCUAUGCCGAUAGACAUAGUCCUGACCAAGGGCGGUAAGAACACUCCCCAUUCUGAGGUGUCACAUUGCUGGGACAGUUCCCUGGCACUCAGUUUUUUACUACUCUUCGGCUGUGCUGGACAGCCUUCCCCAACUUGUUGCCCUUCAGGUGUCUCGUCAUCCCUGACCAUUGGCCGUGCAGGAUGAGGCCGGCGGGAGUUUAUUCUACUCCUCCUCUCAAAAGGGAGACCAAGAUGGCUUUCAGCACAAGAAAACACCCCCCAAAAGACCUUAAAAUAUUUUAAAAACAUUUCAGUUUUCAAUCAACAUAAAAUGACAUGGUUUAUAAGUUUUAUUAAUACACAUGGUUCAGGCAACUUUGCUUCUGUUGCGCCGCAAGGGCCUGACCCAAUACAGUUUGCCUAGAUUCCACACUCCGUGACAUUGGCUCACUCACAAGGCUGUCCCCCAAAGGUGUCUUACCUCUCGACCGCUCUCCACAGAUGUCCCCUCGUGGCUGAAGAGUCUUCGCCUCCACAAAUAUGCAGCCCUCUUCUCCCAGAUGACCUACGAAGAGAUGAUGACCCUCACAGAGCAACAUCUGGAGUCGCAGGUACUGCACAAGGUGCUUAAACCAGAGUCCUGGGGGCAGCUGGGGGCGACUGCUUUGCAAGCAGGGGGGACUGGGGAAAGAAAGCAUGUCUAGAGUUGAUCCUGUGCCACCAGGCUGUUGGAAGACCUCUUACCAGGGGCCCUUUGGGUUUCUGAGAAGCCAUUAUUAUUAUUAUUACUAUUAUUUAUUAAAUUUGUAUAACUUCCCAUACCCACAGGUCUCAGGGUGGUUCACAACACUAUCCGCAGACCUUUAAGCCUUUCCUUACAACUUUGAGGACUGCCACCCCCAAAGGAAAUCUUAGAGGCUUAGGAGUUUUUUUAUGCUACAUGACAUUGUUAUGCUCACGCAUGCUUAGAGUUUCUGUGGCUGUUUUGUAAAGGCGGGUAUCGCUUGAGACCAUCCAUUCUUGGGGGGCUGCUGCGCAUUUUCAAAGACGCUUCUUCCUCCGAGGGCUGGGCAGCAGCUGCCUCUGCUGGUGGGUAUUUCAGCUGUCCCUCUUUUCCCUGACCAGAACGUCACCAAAGGAGCGAGGCACAAAAUCGCCUUGAGCAUCCAGAAGCUGCGGGAGAGGCAGAGCGUCCUGAAGUCUCUGGAGAAGGUAAGAGAGCCAGUUGAAGGUGGAGACUUUGCUGCUGAGAGGCAGGGCUGGGCUUCCGAGGGUCUCGUAAGUUUAACGGUACCAGUAACUCACAGCUGAUGCACAUUUUAACCUGUGUGAUUUCAACUGAAAUCAGGCAGAUUUAAAUGCAUGGAAGGAGGAGACCUCAAAAGCUCUUUUUGCACAGGGUUUCCCCCUAAUAGCUCUCUGUCUUGCUUGUGGUUAUGGGGUGCUUCCAAGGGGGUGGUCCCAUGUGUAUAUGCCCUCCCCAGAAUAUAACCCCCUCUUGGGUGCACGUUUCCUGUAUGAAAUGGAACAGAAUUGUCAUUUGAGUAUCCUGAAGCUGUGGGAAAGACAGGGUGCCUAAAAUAGGAGCUAAGUGCGUCCAAAAUCUGAUUUAGAAUAACAGCGCAACUAAAUAAUCAUCAAUACCACCAUCAGUGUUUUUUACGGGGUACGCAGGGGUACACGUACCCCUCAACAUUUUGUGAAUCUAAGUUUGGCCUCAUUGAGGGGGCAAUAUUUCAAUAUGAGUAAGGAAAAUGAGAGCACUCCUAAACAUUUGUUUCAGAAAAAAAGCACUAAUAAUAAUAAUAAUAAUAAUUUGUAUAUACCGGUAGGUCUCAGGGUGGUUCACAACAUAAAGUUACAAUAUAUGAAGCACAAAAUACACAAUAAAAAUUAGUCAAAGCACAAACUACAUAAUAAAAAUAAUGAAAACAUAUUAAAAAUAAUAAAAAACAGUUAACAAUACGAAUGUAUGCACACUAAUAAACAAUAUGUUUCCCAAUGAAAGUCCCUAAACAAUACUCUAGUCCACAAGUAUGAAAAUCCAAAUUAACUUCGACAAAAGCUCAUUUUCCUUAAUGCUUCUAGCCGCUCCUCCUCCAUCUCCCCCGCCAAGUCCUGAGCUGCCGAAAAAUUCCUCUCUUCAAGUUCUCCUUUUCCUCUCCUCCUCCUCCCCCUCUCACCCCCCCCCAGGACAUCUUGGAAGGGGGGAACUUGUGGAACGCCCUCCAGGAGCUGCAGCAGAUCAUCAUCACCCCCAUCAAGGCCUUCCACGCCCUGCAGGCCAUGGCAGCGUCCAAGGAGAGCCAGCAGCAGCUGCCUGCGGAGCAGCGCGGAGCCACCAAGCUGUGUCUGGACAAGAGCGGCAACCCCUCCGAGGACAAGGACCCGGCCACCGACACCUUCCUGCCCCCGACAGGCUCCCCUUGCGACGGGGAGUCGGGGGCAGCGCCCAUCGCCGAGGGGGACAUUGCAGGGCAGUUCACCCGGGUGAUGGGCAAAGGUGAGGGCUCCGGGUUGCCACCGGGUCUGAAGCAGUAGGAUUUGCGCCGCCCAGUGAACCCUCUUAGCACCUCAUGGUCCCUCUUAGGUUUAUGGCUAGGGUUGGUCUUUUGAAAUGGCCGGGUCUUUGCGCUAACACUGCUUUAGUCCUGCAGGGCCUCUUGCCCCAGGGCUCCCGAAGUUAAAAUGGACAUGCAGGCCCCUCUGGUUUCCAAAGACCAAGGGGGCGGCGGCGGCCACGUGUGCGAUGGGUGAGUGAUCUGAAACUUAGCAGCAGGGCUUCUUACCUCUCUCGCCCUGAUCUGGCCACUGUGAUCCACGCAACGGUCACCUCCAGACUGGAUUACUGUAACUAAUAAUAAUAAUAAUAAUAAUAAUAAUUUAUUUAUUUCCCACCCUCCCCAGCCAAAGACGGGCUCAGAGUAGCUAACAACAAUAAAAGUAACACAGCAUUCUAAAAUCAAUUCAUUUUAAAAUCAGUUCAAAAUCAAAUUAAUGGCAACCAUUGGGCUCGAGGGGGUCAGACUGCGCCUUGGCCAAAGGCCUGGUGGAACAGCUCCAUCUUGCAGGCCCUGCGGAAAGAUGUCAAGUCCUGCAGGGCCCUAGUCUCUUGUGACAGAGCGUUCCACCAGAUCGGGGCCACGGCCAAAAAAGCCCUGGCUCUGGUUGAGGUCAGCCUAACCUCCCUGUGGCCCGGGACCUCCAAGAUGUUUUUGUUUGAAGACCAUAUGUCCUCCGUGGGACAUACCAGGAGAGGCGGUCCCACAGGUACGUGGGACCUAGGCCAUGAAGGGCUUUAAAGGUUAAAACCAGUGCCUUAAACCUGACCCUGUGCUCCACCGGGAGCCAGUGCAGCUGGUAUAGCACUGGGUGAAUGUGAUCCCUUGGCGAGGAUCCCAUAAGUGGCCUCACCGUGGCAUUCUGCACCCACUGGAGUUUCUUGGUCAGUCUCAAGGGCAGCCCCACGUGGAGUGAGUUACAGUAAUCAAGCCUGGAGGUGACCGUCGCGUGGAUCACUGAACCUUUUUCUGACUGCGGUAUCCUUUUUGAGGCGAGGUGACCGCAGGCGCAGAGAGUUUUCCAGUUGUGGUUGCCCCGUAGAUCUGUGUUAACGGCGUUACGACAGCAGCAGUUUUAUUUUCAGUUCCUUUCUUCCACUUUCCCCUGCAGUGUGUACGCAGUUGCUGGUCUCCCGACCGGACGAGGAGAACAUCACCAGCUACCUUCAGCUGAUAGAGAAAUGCCUGAUGCACGAGGUAGGCACUGGGCUUCCCGGAGAGGGUUAGGGCCCCGUGUCCGCCCGCUCUGCCCAUCCCAACUCACGCCCGCCCUCCUGUGCUCUCCCUCCAGGCUUUCACAGAGACGCAGAAGAAGAGGCUCCUGUCCUGGAAGCAGCAGGUGCUAAAGUUGCUCCGAACGUUUCCCAGGAAGGCCGUGCUGGACAUGCAAGGCUACCGUCCGCAGAAAGGGUGAGUCUUGGCAGGAGCAAGGAGUUCGGGGGACAGGAUUAGGCCAGGAGGGUCCUGGGUCAGGCAGGGCAGCCUCCUGCCACGGAGGCUUCUAAGACUGGAAGCUAGGGUUUUACGCGGCUGUUGUUAUUAUUAUUAUUAUUAUUAUUAUUAUUAUGUAAAUUUGUAUACCGCCCUAUACCCGCAGGUCUCAGAGCGGUUCACAGUAUUGUUCCUUGAGUUGAAGUCCUGACCGAAUUUCAUUCUAAUUUGCACUCUACAUAGUGACAUUAGCUCUAAUACUCCCAGGCCACUUUGUAGUACCUCCCUUAGUACAGGCAACCCCCCCCCCCCACUUACAUGCAUUUGAAUCAUGCGUGACCGCGUACGUGCGCAUUGCUACGAACUUGGAAGUGGCAUUAAGGGGAUGAAAAUGUCUCCCCGAAGAUGGCACAGAAACGGCUGUUGUUAUUGUUGUUGUUGUUUAGUCAUGUCUGACUCUUUGUGACCCUGCGGCCCAGAGCACGCUUUAAUUAUUCUUCUUAUUAUUAUUAUUUCUUAUUUCUACCCCAGCCAAGACUGGGCUCAGGGCGGCUAAUAACCAAUAAUAAAAACAUCACUCCUGUCUUCCACUGCCUCCCGCGGUUUGGUCAAACUCAUGCUGGUAGCUUCGAGAACACUGUCCCACCAUCUCUCCCCCUGUCGUCCCCUUCUCCUUGUGCCCUCCAUCUUUCCCAGCAUCAGGGUCUUUUCCAGGGAGUCUUCUCUUCCCCUGAGGUGGCCAAAGUCUUGGAGCCUCAGCUUCCGUCCUUCCAGUCAGCACUCAGGGCUGAUUUCCUUCAGAAUGGAGAGGUCUGAUCUUCUUGCAGUCCAUGGGACUCUCAAGAGUCUCCUCCAGCACCAUAAUUCAAAAGCAUCUUUAUUAUUAAUUCAAAUCACCAUAAUUCAAAAGCAUUGUUAUUGUCUUACUAUUUAUUAAAUUUAUUGGUGGCUCUUUCUUGCCAAAGGCAACGCAAAGCAGCUUGCAAGCAAACACUUCUGCUCAGAAGAGCAACACUUUCCUUUAGUGCCUUGCAAGCAGCUGAGGUACUAACUGCUAUUAUGACAAAACACACCUUUCUCUUGCUUGCUGAUGAAAAUAGAGCCACAACACUGUCAGAGCUGUCUUGGAAGCAGCUGCCUAAGUUCGGGAACGCUUAAAAGGGUUGGGGCAUUGUUGCUUAAUGAAUUCUCUGAAACAAUACAAAUGACUUUCCACCUUGCCUCAAAAGGAGGGGCAACAUCUCGUCAAAUUAUUCCUUUCAUGCUUAAGGGAAACUGUCGUCGCUUAAGUCAGCAUCCUGUGAAAGCAAUCCCCUAUUGUGGAGUUGGUAAUAAUAUGUAAAUCUGAACGGCCUGGCUCUUUAACAGUUUUGAUCAAAGCCAUUGAUCGGUUGACAACCCUAUUGAAAACACAGGAGAGUGGUUUGCGUGGGCUUGCUUUCUGCUGCCUCCUGGGGCCUGCUCGUCUUUUGGGAGUGAGGUUUUCCUUUUGCGCGGGUUGUGUGUGUCUGGUCUGUGUGAGGAGUGGGGGAAAUAAUAAUAAUAAUAAUAAUAAUAAUAAUAAUGAAAUUAAAAGACGCCUGCUCCUUGGGAGAAAGGCGAUGGCAAACCUAGACAGCAUCUUAAAAAGCAGAGACAUCACCUUGCCAACAAAGGUCUGUAUAGUUAAAGCCAUGGUUUUCCCAGUAGUGAUGUAUGGAAGGGAGAGCUGGACCAUAAAGAAGGCUGUUUAAGUCAGACUCCAGCAGCAGAAUGCCAUUGCCCCUUCCCCAUCAGGUGGUGCGGGCCCCUGAAAUACGUUCAGCUCCAUCCAGGUGAGACAUAGUGACCAUCAUGCAGCUCCUGUGGGAGGGGGCAGCCAGAGGGACAGCCAAGGUGGCUUCUUCAGGCCACACAGGUGCUUCUUCACACCCAACUAUGGGAGCCUGUUGAAGCAGAGGAGCAAAGAAAGCGGCCUUGUACUGAGUCAGGACAGAUCCUGAAGCUGAGGCUCCAAGACUUUGGCCACCUCAUGAGAAGAGAAGACUCCCUGGAAAAGACCCUGAUGUUGGGAAAGAUGGAGGGCGCAAGGAGAAGGGGACGACAGAGGACGAGAUGGUGGGACCGUGUUCUCGAAGCUACCAGCAUGAGUUUGACCAAACUGCGGGAGGCAGUGGAAGACAGGAGGGCCAGUGUGGUGUAGUGGUUAAGAGCGGUAGACUCGUAAUCUGGGGAACCGGGUUUGAGUCUCCGCUCCUCCACAUGCAGCUGCUGGGUGACCUUGGGCCAGUCACACUUCUUUGAAGUCUCUCAGCCCCACUCACCUCACAGAGUGUUUGUUGUGGGGGAGGAAGGGAAAGGAGAAUGUUAGCCGCUUUGAGACUCCUUAAAGGGAGUGAAAGGCGGGAUAUCAAAUCCAAACUCUUCUUCUUCUUCUUCUCUGGUCCAGGGGGCCACAAAGAGUCCUAAACGACUAAACAACAACAACAACAACAACUGAGUCAGACCAUUGGUCCAUUGAACUCAGUAUUGUCCUUACUGACUGGCAGUGGUUCUGCAGGGUUUCAGGCAAGGGAGUCUCUCCCAGUCUGUCUGGCCAGAGUGGUGCAUGCUCUAGUUAUCUCCCGCUUGGACUACUGCAAUGUGCUCUACAUGGGGCUACGUUUGAAGGUGACUCGGAAACUACAACUAAUCCAGAAUGCGGCAGCUAGACUGGUGACGGCCGCCGAGACCCCAUAACACCGGUCCUGAAAGACCUACAUUGGAUCUCAAUAUGUUUCUGAGCACAAUUCAAAGUGUUGGUGCUGACCUUUCAAGCCCUAAAUGGCCUUGUGACCCUGUAUGCCUGAAGGAGCGUCUCCACCUCCAUCGUUCUGCCCGGACACUGAGGUCCAGCUCCGAGGGCCUUCUGGCGGUUCCCUCAUUGCGAGAAGCAAAGCUACAGGGAACCAGGCAGAGGGCCUUCUCGAUAGUGGCGCCCGCCCUGUGGAACGCCCUCCCAUCAGAUGUCAAAGUGAUAAACAACUACCUGACAUUCAGAAGACAUCUUAAGGCAGCCCUGUUCAGGGAAGUUUUUAAUGUGUGAUAUUUUAGUGUUUUUUGGUUUCUAUGGAAGCCGCCCAGAGUGGCUGGGGAAACCCAGCCAGAUGGGCGGGGUACAAAUAAUAAAUUAUUAUUAUUAUCUGAAGGCAGCCCUGUUUAGGGAAGUUGUUAAUGUUUGAUGUUUAAUCGUGUUUUUAAUAUUCUGUUGGGAGCAGCCUAGAGUGGCUGGGGAGACCCAGCCAGAUGGGCGGGGUAUAAAUAAUACAUAAUGAAUUAUUUCAUUUUAUUAUUAUCCCAGGCCCACCAGAAGAGGUUGCCAGGGAUUAAACCCAGGUCCUUCUGCAUACAAGGCAGAUCCUCUACCUCUGAGCUACGUCCCUUACCCAGGGUGACCUCGGCUGCUUUAUAGUACAGCAGUGGUUCCCAAAGUGGGUGCUUCAUCCAUCCAUAAUUUUGUUUGUAUGCCGCCUUUCCUUAGACAAAACCAGCUUGCAGCAUGGACAAGAUUUACAUAAUUGCAAACCUAGCAAAAGCACUCCUAAACAAUAAGCAAAACAUCAAAAGGUAUACAACCAAAUGAAACAAUUUCCAGAUAAAUUGUAGUAAGAUUUGAAAUACAGCUACAAAAAAUUAAUAUCAAAAACAGCAGCAACUGGCUCCCCAACGAAAAACCUAACCCAAAGGAGUCUGUUCAGCAGACUCAACUUUUGUAGCUGGAGUCAGUCCAGGCCCUGCCAAUUUGAGGCCUGCAAGGCAGGGAGGCACUGGAGGUGCAAAUGGCUAUCAGAUUUGAAGUUUUUAUCACUGGAUCAGGUUCAUCAGUUUUGUUGAAUUAAUUAAACUAAAUGGUUUGAACCAGGUAUUGAAUAAAUGUCCAAUUAAUGGUGUGCUUUUUAAAUUUUAUUGUGUUAUCAGUGGGUCAUGUGAACCGCUAUUCUGAAUGAUGCUCUUUCUAGGGUGGGGUAGGGGGCACUCGGGGUGAUGUUCUGGAACCAAGGGGGCUAGUGGCCAGAAAAUGUGUGGGGACCACUAGAGCGAAGGUAAGGGUGGCCAGCCUGUGGCCGGGAUUUGGGUCACAGCAGCCUUACUGUGAAAUGCUACCCGUAUUCACAAGUGAUGGUACUUACCAAUGGGACUGACUUCUCUCUCUCUUUCUCCAUCCCCACCCUGCUUUGGUACUCUUCUAGAUGGGCCUUUGGUUCCAAUUCUCUCCCCAUAGCUGGAUCUGUGGGGGUGGGGGUGGCCCGCCGAGGACAGCGGCAGUUCCAGAUGCCCCCCCGCGCCAUUCCUCCCAGCCGCCUGGGGAUCCUGAGCCCUGUGGGGAUCGGAGGAGUCUCCCCGCGGCAUGCCCUCACCAGCCCGAACCUUGGGAGCCAAGGGCGGCAGGUAAGAAAGGGAUGGGAGAGAGGGAGGGUUCCCUUUAUAGCUCCGCACUAAGGUAACAGGAAGGGACGCGGGUGGCGCUGUGGGUUAAACCACAGAGCCUAGGACUUGCCGAUCAGAAGGUCGGCGGUUCAAAUCCCCGUGAUGGGGUGAGCUCCCGUUGCUCAGUCCUUUAUCCUGCUAACCUAGCAGUUUGAAAGCACAUCAAAGUGCAAGCAGAUAAUUAGGUACCGCUCCGGCAGGAAGGUAACCGGCAUUUCCGUGCGCUGCUCUGGUUUGCCAGAAGCGGCUUCAUCAUGCUGGCCACAUGACCCGGAAGCUGUACGCCGGCUCCCUCGGCCAAUAAAGCGAGAUGAGCGCCGCAACCCCAGAGUCAGUCAUGACUGGACCUAAUGGUCAGGGGUCCCUUUAUCUUUAAGGUAACAGGAUGUCUCUGAAAGGCAGCCUGGCCACCUCUCCGUUAACCCAAGAGGGCUCCUUCAGAAGGGGGCAUUCUAAGCCACCUUACUUGUGCUGCUUGGUGUGUUUUGAAAUCGGGGGAUUUCUUACCAGAGACAUGCAACAUGCUCUGUUGUGGAAAUAAUCUUACAGGGACAUAAGCCGUGAGCAAAACGCGUGGAGUUGCCUUUUGCUGACAGCAGCUUGCGAAAAAGAUAUUUGUGGAAGGAAGGUCUCGAGUGUGUUGUACUCCGGUGCAACCCCAGGGGCUUGGCUGACAGCCUGUCGCAGGGGUAGCCAGCCAAGUGGCCUCCAGGUAUUUUGGACUACAACUCGCCUCCUUCCUGUCUGUGGCCCCGCAGGCGGCAGCUGUAGCCCCAGACACGUAGAGGGCACCAGGCUGCGUUUUAGAGACGAGGGAGAUGGAGCAGCCCCCGUAUUAGCAUCACUGCAUAUUCCAUGCAGAUGGCAGUUUCUAAUAGUAGUAGUAGUAGUAAUAAUAAUAAUAAUAAUAAUAAUAAUAAUAAUAAUAAAAAAUUUUAUUUAUACGCUGCCCUCCCCUGCUCUCAGGGCGGCUAACACCAGUAAAAUUACAAUGAAAACAUAAUUGGGGGGGGGGGGGGACAAAAAAACAUUAAAGUACAGGUUAAAAAUACAAUUUAAAAUGCAGCCUCAUUUUAAAAGUAGCCCAUAGAUCAAAACCCUAAGGGGAGGGAAACAUAAGGGUCAGACUGAGUCCAAACCAAAGGCCAGGCGGAACAGCUCUGUCUCGCAGGCCCUGCGGAAAGAUGUCAAGUCCCGCAGGGCCCUGGUCUCUUGCGACAGAGCGUUCCACCAAGUUGGGGCCAGUACUGAAAAGGCCGUGGCCCUAGUUGAGACCGAUCUAACCACCUUGCAACUUGGGACAUCCAAAAUACUGUCAUUUGUGUACCUUAAGGUCCUCCACGGGGCAUACCAGGAGAGGCGGUCCCUUAGGUACAUGGGUCCUAGGCCGCAUAGGGCUUUAAAGGUUAAAACCAGCACCUUGAACCUGACCCUGUACUCCACCGGGAGACAGUGCAGUUGGUAAAGCACUGGGUGAAUGAGAUCCCGUGGCGAGGACCCUGUAAGGAACCUCGCCACGGCAUUCUGCACCCGCUGGAGUUUCUGGGUCAGCUUCAAGGGCAGCCCCGCGUAGAGUGAGUUACAGUAGUCAAGCCUGGAGGUGACCGUCGCGUGGAUCACUGUGGCCAGAUCAGAAGAAGUGCCCAGCCGGGUCUCGCAGUGACCAGGCAGGUGCCCCAAACAGAAACCUGCAGGCGAGACUUAUUUGGGACAUGCCAGACUUCCCCCCUCUCCCUCGGCUCCAUGGCAGUAACUCACCUACUGGGAGGGGUGGUUUUUGGUGUUUGUGUGUGUGUGCUUUGUUUCUCCGGUUUGCCCCCCUGUUUAAAUCAAAUUCUCUUUUCCCCUCCAAGAACCUGUGGUUUGCCAACCCCGGGGGCAGCAACAGCAUGCCGGGCCAGAGUCGCAGUUCUGUCCAGCGGACCCAUUCGCUCCCCGUCCACACAUCCCCCCAGGCCAUCCUCAUGUUCCCACAGGGUGAGUCAGCCAGAUUCUUGCCUUCAGGGUCAGGAAAGGGGCAUUUGCUUGGCCAUUUGGUUCUUCUCAGAAAAAUUUAGCCACAAACAAAACAGGCGCAGCGCUGGAACGCAGGCAAUGAGUGCCACUGGGCACAUGCAGACUGCUUUUUCCUUGCUUCUGGGUAACUACUGGCGGCUCAUAGAGCAGCUGCUGCAAGAUCUCACUGCAGGACUUAAACUAUGGGUAGGUUAAACUAAGGCCUGGGGGCCAGAUCCAGCCCAAUCGCCUUCUGAAUCCAGCCUGCAGACGGUCUGGGAAUCAGCGUGUUUUUACAUGAGUAGAAUGUGUGCUUUUAUUUAAAAUGCAUCUCUGGGUUAUUUGUGGGGCCUGCCUGGUGUUUUGACAUGAGUAGAAUGUGUGCUUUUCUUUAAAAUGCAUCUGUGGGUUAUUUAUGGGGCAGGAAUUCGUUCAUUUUCUUUUUCAAAAUAAAGUCCGGCCCCCUGCUGAAAAAGUUUGCUGACCCCUGACUUAAACCUUUGUGGAGGCAAGGGGGAGCACUGCCCUUGCCCACUGACUUUCCCACUGACCAAGCAUACAAGACUGGAUACCUGAGUCGGGGUCGAGCGUGAGACUCUUAAUCACAGGGUUGUGGGUUCAAGCCCCGCGUUGGGCAAAAGAGCCCUGCGUUUCCGGGGGUUGGGCUAGAUGACCCUCGUGGUCCCUUCCAGCUCUACGUCUCUUUGAUUCUGUGAGCCUGGGUCAGAAUGGGCAGUGACCGCCUGCGAUUGCGUUUCCCCCCUCCAGAUUGCCAGCUCCCUGGAACAGACCUGGAGAUCAACCCUACGCUGGAGUCCCUGUGUCUCAGCAUGACGGAGCACGCACUGGGCGGUGAGGGGCUUCUUUUAUUUAUUCUUUCAUUUAUUCAUUGCAUUUCUAGCCCAAAUUUUUUCUCCAGUGAGUUCAAGGCAGCUUACACCUCAUUGAAUCCCCACAGCAACCCUGUGGGGAAGGCUAGGCUGAGAGGCAGCGACUGGCUUCAUGGCCAAGGGGGGCAGGAUUCGAACACUGGUCUCCCAGGCUUUGGUCCAAUACUCUAACCACUGCACCACACCAGGUCCUGUUUUUGUUACAUCCAGAUUCUCACCUUUCCUUUUACAUAGUUUGAGAGAGUUAAUAUUAAAAUAUUUUAGAAAUACUAAAAGCACAAUAAAAUCUAUUAAUAAAGCUUGUUGCAUUGCAAAAAAAAAAAAGCACAAUAGAACCUCAAACAUUAAAAAUCUUCCCUAAACAGGGCUCCCUCCAGAUGUCUUCUAAAAGUCAGAUCGUUGUUUAUUUCCUUGACAUCUGAUGGGAGGGCGUUGCACAGGGACGGCGCCACCACCAAGAAGGCCCUCUGCCUGGUUCCCUGUAAUUUCACUUCUUGCAGCAAGGGAACCACCAGAAGGCCCUUGGAGCUGGAUCUCAGUGUCCGGGCAGAACGAUGGGGGUGGAGACGCUCCUUCAGGUAUACUGGGCAUUUGAGGCCAUUUACGGCUUUCUAGGUCAGCACCAACACUUUGAAUUGUGCUCAGAAACUGGGAACCAACGUACUUUCCCAUCUAUUCCUCCGCCUGCUAUAAUUCUGCGCUCUCUUUCUCUCUCUCUCUGCAGAUGGCACCGACAAGACUUCCACCAUUUGA
Molecule: messenger RNA, 21660 nt
Organism: Podarcis lilfordi (Lilford's wall lizard)
Lineage: Eukaryota; Metazoa; Chordata; Lepidosauria; Squamata; Lacertidae
Source: the annotation of a GenBank genome assembly